GAGAAAGAAAGCCCGCCUCCCCGACUAUGCUAUUUAUAAAUUUUCCUGCCAACGGUCCACAAACUCUGAAGGGAGGUUUCGUGGGAUCUGUUGAUCAUGAUGCUGCUCAAGUCACUCGUGUCCCUCUGCAUCCUGGCUGCUGUUGCCUUUGCUGUCCCCGCUCAGGAGAAACGCAUCCAUCACCAUGCUGAUUUGAGUGACCAUGUCCACAAGGAUGAUCACGGCUUCCAGUAUGACCAUGAGGCCUUUCUGGGCAAGGAAGAGGCCAAGACCUUUGACCAACUGACCCCUGAUGAGAGCAAAGACAGAUUAGCAAAGAUUGUGGAUCGCAUUGACACUGACAAGAAUGGCUUUGUCAACCACGCAGAGCUGCACUACUGGAUCAAACACCGGCAGAGGCGGUACAUUGAGGAGAAUGUGAACAAAAACUGGAACGACUACGACCAGAAUCAGGACGGGAAGAUUGCUUGGGAGGAGUACAAAAAUACCACCUAUGGAUACUAUCUGGAUGAGGAGUUUGAUGAUGUUGAAGACAAGGCUACCUAUAAGUCCAUGCUCCGCCGCGACGAAAGACGUUUCAAGACAGCUGACCGAGACGGUGAUGAUAUUGCUACACGGGAGGAGUUUACUGCCUUCCUGCACCCUGAGGAGUUUGAUUACAUGAAGGAAUUGGUAGUGAAGGAGACGGUGGAAGACAUUGAUAAAAAUGGAGAUGGCAAGAUCAACUUAAAUGAAUACAUUGGCGACAUGUACACACCAGAGAAUGGGGAGAGUGAGCCAGAGUGGAUCCAGACAGAGAGGAAACAUUUCGCAGAGUUCAGAGAUGCCAACAAGGAUGGCUACCUGGAUGAUGAUGAAGUGGCCGAGUGGAUUUUGCCACGAGAGGUUGACCAUGCUGACAAUGAAGCCAAACACUUGAUCCAUGAUACAGACACGGACAAGAGUCCUGGCUUUUCCGUUGUGGCUUUUCUAAUUGCUGUAGUGAUGCUUGGAUGGCCAUCUCUCUCUGUCCGAGCUAUUGGACAAGAUUGACUACAUCAAGACCAGCACCAUCACUGACUAUGGAGGCAUGAGGGUGGAUGACCACGAUGAACUGUGAAUAAGAAUAAUCGAUAUUGUAGAUUAGUCUCUUUGGGAUUUCAAGCGGCUCUUGUUUGUUUCUUCUUUCAGAGACAAGGCAACCCUGCUGAGGACUGUGGUUAAUGUUCAGAAACUGUUCAAAACAACCCAUGGAUAUUAAAUUAAAUCUCCAGCAAACAAUAAACACUGCCAGUCAUGGGUAUGUUUAAUGUAAAUCACUUGAAAUUAGAGUGAUUCAUAUUAAUAGUCUUAUAAUGUUUACCUCUAUCUGCUUUAAAGACUGCUAUGGAAGGACAUCUUACCCUGACACAUUUGUCUUUCCAAAGUUGCAAGGACACUCAUUUAUAAAAUGCAUUUCCUUACCCCUUUUAUCCUUAACCUUCACAGCUUAAUACCUAACCCAUACCCAACCUUGCAUAAGUUAAACUUGAACCUGAACAAUAAAACUGAGCAGCCCUUUGACAAAUUUUGGUUGUGAGGACGUUUUGGCCAGUACUCAUAAAAGUGGUUUUGAACUAAAAUUUUCCCUCACAACGAAAGAAAUACACACUCUCUUUCACCCACAAACACUGACUCACAUGCAGUAGAUUAAACCAGAGCCUGUCUGAAAGGGUAAGUAAUUACUAGUGUAAUCCUUCUAAGUUUGGACCCUUAUCAUAAUAUAGGACAGCUAAACCGAGUCAACUCAGAUGGUCAGAUUCACCCCGUCAUCAGGAUCUUAUAUUUGGCCAGGCUUUAGAAUAAUAUGGUUCAGAAAUUUGAAUGUAACUUUUUAUUCAUUUCAUAGUGCUUGAUACUGAAUCUAAAGCUGCUUUCAGACAUGCUCUGAACUCUCUAGAUCCUCUAGAAAUUCUCCAGAGGGGCUGUAUAUAUAUGAACGCAAAUAUCAGAGAGAGCCUAUGGACUUUCUUCAUUACGAACACGCCAGCCUAACAAAACUAAAUAAAGAAAACAAUUAGAGCAAAUAUAUCUGGAUGAAAAACCUGUGCAAUACAUGUAGACAAAAAUGUGAUCUCCGCAGCAGGAUUAAUAUGUUACAUCCUGCCUCUAAAUGCUGCACUACGUCUCGCCUUAACACUCGGGUGAUUUUCUGUGUUGUUGUGCUCGGCCCUAUUUUAUUCACAUUAUACAUGUUUCCAAUAGGAAACAUUAUCAGGAUACACUCUGUAAAUGUUCGCUGCUAUGCAGAUGACAAUCAGUUGUACCUAAUAAUAAAACUAGAAUAUUGUAAUCAAUGAACUCAACUUCAAGCAUGUUUGAAGGACAUAAAAACCUGGAUGAACAGCAAUUUUCUCUUAUUAAAUGCAGAUAAAACCAUAGAAAUGCAUUAUCUGAUGAUAUAGCUGCGCUAGACAACAUUGCCCUUGCUUCCUAUGAAACAGUCAGGAACUUGGGAGUGAUUUUCGAUCCCGAUUUUUCCUUUGAUUCUCACACAACAAAUUUCUAGGACCGCCUUCUUUCACUUGCGUAGCAUCUCAAAAAGAUGCAGAAACAUUUGUCCACGCCUUUGUUACAUCCAGAUUUGAUAUUGCAAUUCCUUAUUAUCAGGCUCCAGCAGUAAGUUGUUAAAGACUCUGCAGCUUGUCAAAAAUGCUUCAGCAUGUGUCCUGAGAAGAACCAGGAAAAAAGCACACAUUUAUCCUGUAUUAGCUUUGCUAUACUGGCUUCCGGUUAAUACAAGAAUAUAAUUUAAAAUUCUUCUCCUCACCAAGCUCCUCUUCUUCUCCCUCUUUAUCAGAUUAAUGUCUCAUCAAUACGUUACUGACUUGACUUCUUCCCGUAGUCCUUGUGCUUUAUCGUUUGCGAUCCAGGAUCGCUAAUGCAAAUACAUCGUAGAUUAUGAUUGGUAUAUCAUGAAUCAGAUGGCAGAUCAUGGAUCUUGUUGCCCGUUGAUUGUGGAUAGUGGUAGUGUAUCUUAUAGUGUAGGCAGUUGAUCAUGGACUAUUAUUUACAAGACUGCUUGAUAUACAAUAUGCCUAUAUACAUACUCUACCAUUACUGACAAUAACUACAAAUACUUUAAACGUAGACACACUUUCCAUAACGCUACAAACGGUUUCUUCCGAUCAAUAAAAUGCUGUUAUUUUGCUGACGUUCUCAGUUACACGUGGCAUCUAUUGCACUUCUGUCUGUCCUGGGAGAGGGAUCCCUUACAUGUGGCUCGCUCUAUUAAGUUUCAAUAUUUUUACCCCCCCUUUAAUUUUUCCUUACUUUUGUUGAGGGUUAAAAGCAGAGAAUGUCGCACCUUGUUAAGCCCUUUGAGAUAAAUUGUGAUAUAACAUUUUA
Molecule: messenger RNA, 3366 nt
Organism: Pleuronectes platessa (European plaice)
Lineage: Eukaryota; Metazoa; Chordata; Actinopteri; Pleuronectiformes; Pleuronectidae
Gene: rcn3
Product: reticulocalbin 3, EF-hand calcium binding domain
Exons: 9
Coding region: 97-1032 (311 amino acids)
Cellular component (GO): endoplasmic reticulum
Molecular function (GO): calcium ion binding
Source: RefSeq, a predicted model, not a curated record